AUGCUAGCUCGUCCCCUCGCGCGGCUCGGAACAGUGGCCGGAGCGCUGGUGGGGGGAGAGUUUGACCUGGAGAUGAACUUCAUCAUCCAGGAGGCAGAGAGUAUCGGCUGCAUGGUGGAGCUGCUGUCCCACUGCGAGGUCACGUGUCAGGCCGAGAUCUGGUCCAUGUUCACCGCCAUCCUCCGUAAGAGCGUCCGCAACCUGCAGACCAGCACAGAAGUGGGACUGAUCCAACAGGUGCUGCUGAAGAUGAGCAGCGUGGACGACAUGAUCGCAGACCUGCUGGUGGACAUGCUGGGCGUCAUGGCCAGUUACAGCAUCACGGUGAAGGAGCUGAAGCUGCUCUUCAGUAUGCUGCGCGGAGACAACGGCAUCUGGCCGCGUCACGCCAUCAAGCUGCUGUCGGUCCUGAACCAGAUGCCGCAGAGACACGGCCCCGACACCUUCUUCAACUUCCCCGGACGCAGCGCAGCGGCCAUCGCGUUGCCGCCCAUCGCUAAAUGGCCGUACCAGAACGGAUUCACUAUCAACACCUGGUUCAGACAAGACCCACUCAACAACAUCAACGUGGACAAGGACAAGCCCUACCUUUACUGUUUUCGGACCAGUAAAGGCAUCGGGUAUUCUGCUCACUUCGUGGGGAACUGUCUCAUCGUGACGUCACUGAAGUCCAAAGGAAAAGGAUUCCAACACUGUGUAAAAUACGAUUUCCAGCCUCGGAAGUGGUACAUGAUCAGCAUCGUGCACAUCUACAAUCGCUGGAGGAACUCUGAGAUCCGUUGCUAUGUGAACGGUCAGCUGGUCUCCUACGGCGACAUGGCCUGGCACGUCAACACCAACGACAGCUACGACAAGUGUUUCCUGGGCUCCUCGGAGACGGCGGACGCUAACCGUGUGUUUUGCGGGCAGCUCGGCGCCAUCUACGUCUUCAGCGAGGCCCUGAAUCCAGCUCAGAUCUUUGCCAUCCACCAGCUGGGCCCCGGAUACAAGAGCACCUUUAAGUUCAAGUCGGAGAGUGACAUCCACCUGGCGGAGCACCAUAAGCAGGUGCUGUACGACGGUAAACUGGCCAGCUCCAUCUCCUUCACCUACAACGCCAAAGCCACAGACGCCCAGCUCUGCCUCGAGUCGUCGCCGCGAGAAAACGCCUCCAUCUUUGUCCACUCGCCCCACGCCCUCAUGCUGCAGGACGUGAAGGCCAUCGUCACUCACUCCAUCCACUCCGCCAUCCACUCCAUCGGAGGGAUCCAGGUCCUGUUCCCGCUCUUCGCUCAGCUGGACUACAAGCAGCUCAACGACAGCUCUGUGGACACCACCGUUUGUGCCACUCUGCUGGCCUUCCUGGUGGAGCUGCUGAAGAGUUCGGUGGCGAUGCAGGAGCAGAUGUUGGGAGGCAAAGGCUUCCUGGUGAUCGGGUAUCUGCUGGAGAAGUCGUCCCGCGUCCACAUCACCAGAGCUGUCCUGGAGCAGUUUCUGUCGUUUGCCAAAUAUCUGGACGGUUUGCCCCACGGAGCGCCUCUCCUCAAGCAGCUCUGCGACCACGUCCUGUUCAAUUCUGCCAUCUGGAUCCACACGCCCGCCAAGGUCCAGCUCUCUCUCUACACAUACUUAUCGUCUGAGUUCAUUGGCACGGCAACCAUCUACACCACCAUCCGCCGAGUGGGCACCGUCCUGCAGCUCAUGCACACCCUCAAGUACUACUACUGGGCCAUCAAUCCACUGGAGUGCAGUGGCAUCUCCCCCAAAGGCCUGGACGGACCGCGGCCGACUCAGAAGGAGAUCAUCUCACUCAGAGCCUUCAUGCUGCUCUUCCUCAAACAACUCAUUCUCAAGGAUGCGGUGGUUGCCAUGGCGAUGCGGCCGCGUAACGAGCCACUGUGCAUUGUGUGUUUUGGCGUUUUUGACCUGACGACACGGUUACCACGGCGACUGCACUGUGGCCACACCUUCUGCCAGAGCUGCCUCAAGAGACUGCACACCGUCAUCAACGAACAGUCCUGGAUCCCGUGUCCUCAGUGCCGGCAGAACACGCCGCGUCCUAAAGGGGGCGCCGCGUCGCUGGACUUGGACCUGUCUUUGUUUUUGGCGGUGAAGUCUGGCCCGGCCCCACGGCCCACGCCGGCCAAUCGAGAGGAGGAUGAGGCGAACAAUGGGAAGCUGUGGCAGAUCUACCACGACGAGGGCUGGACUCACGGCGGAUUGGCCGAGCCACGCUUCCAUCAAGACGAGGCCGAGCGCUCCCAUUGGCUAAGUGUUCCGAGCCCUGGAGAUGACAGCUGCGGAGAGAGGCAGCCCACAGCCCGGAGCUUAAACACAGACCACAGACGAAAUCACUGCCGAAAACAAGUCACCCACUCCCGGUCAGCUCCUCCCAGACGAGCCGCUGAUCCUGGAGCCGUGAGCGGGGACUGUCAGUGCAUCUUGGCUCAUGACAGUCUGGAGAACCAUGUGUCGCGGUCUCCACCUCAGAUCUUAGAAGGCGUCCACACUUGGUCCAGAUGGACUGAUGUGACGACUCCGGGGGUCCCUCAGAGAACGUUGUGCUGA
Messenger RNA from Knipowitschia caucasica, 2547 nucleotides. Lineage: Eukaryota; Metazoa; Chordata; Actinopteri; Gobiiformes; Gobiidae. The record is from the annotation of a GenBank genome assembly.